This is a messenger RNA of Effrenium voratum, 1573 nucleotides long. The record is from the annotation of a GenBank genome assembly. NCBI's taxonomy places the organism in Eukaryota, Dinophyceae, Suessiales, Symbiodiniaceae.
AGCAAAUCCAAAGGCUUUGGAGGUCAUCGUUUUGUGCGCCAUGUCCGACGUUUGUCGGCACUUCCUCGAGGGCAAGUGCAACUACGGUGACGCCUGCAACUUCAAGCAUCCAGUGGCAGACGACAGGCCGGUGUGCCGCCAUUUCCUGGAGGGCAGGUGUACCUAUGGCGACCUGUGCCGGUUUCAGCACGCAGGGCCCGCGGAGCCGCGGCCACUGUUGGCGCAGAGGCCUUCUAUGAGCAGCUCAUGCCCAGGGCCAUCGAGAAGUGCUACCGAGGAUAGACGUCAGAUCCGAGCGGCGCUCAUGUCCUUGGCAGCUGCACAGCCCGCGAUGAUGGACAGUCCAAUCUGCCGGCACUUCCUAGAGGGCAAGUGCACUUACGGCGAUGCCUGUCGCUUUCCUCACGCGAACGGUCUGGAAAGAUCAACAGCAUCGCCAGCUCGUGCCGUGCAGCCCGCGAUGGACAACAGUCCAAUCUGCCGGCACUUCCUAGAGGGCAAGUGCACUUACGGCGAUGCCUGUCGCUUUCCUCACGCGGACGGUCUGGAAAGAUCGACAGCAUCGCCAGCUCGUGCCGUGCAGCCCGCGAUGGACAACAGUCCAAUCUGCCGGCACUUCCUAGAGGGCAAGUGCACUUACGGCGAUGCCUGUCGCUUUCCUCACGCGGGCGCGACAACAUUGCCAGCUCCUGCCGUGCAGCCCGCGAUGGACAACAGUCCAAUCUGCCGGCACUUCCUAGAGGGCAAGUGCACUUACGGCGAUGCCUGUCGCUUUCCUCACGCGACUCCUGCCGCACAGCCCGCGAUGGACAACAGUCCAAUCUGCCGGCACUUCCUAGAGGGCAAGUGCACUUACGGCGAUGCCUGUCGCUUUCCUCACGCGGGCGCGACAACAUUGCCAGCUCCUGCCGUGCAGCCCGUGAUGGAGAACAGUCCAAUCUGCCGGCACUUCCUAGAGGGCAAGUGCACUUACGGCGCUGCCUGUCGCUUUCCUCACCCGGCUUCUGCCGUGCAGCCCGCGAUGGACAACAGUCCAAUCUGCCGGCACUUCCUAGAGGGCAAGUGCACGUACGGCGAUGCCUGUCGCUUUCCUCACGCGGGCGCGGUGGCGAGCUACGGGCCGGUGAGGAUGCAGCGAAUUCCGCGCAGCUCUCCGAUGGACAACGGAAGGAUCCGACACGAACCUCUCCUCAUCAAGGAGCAGCCAGGGCGAGGUGACGGAGACUUCAUCGCGAGGACACUCCAGAAAAGGUUUGCCGUCACUUCCUGGUUGGCAAGUGCACCUACGGUGACCUCUGCUCCUUCAGCCAUGUCUUUCAGGAGACGUCCAUGGAGGAUCUCAUGCCAGAUACGCUUCAUGGGGACAGGCCUGUGUGCCGACACUUCUUGCUGGGCAAGUGCACCUACGGCGAAAUUUGCAGAUUUGAGCAUCCGAUGAACACCUGAGCAUCAGUAGCGUGAGCGUUUCCCGCAAAGGGAAACGGUGAAAAAGCGCCAAGCGCGUUUUUUUUCUGCAACUUUGACACGGGUUGCGCUUGCCUAACUCAAUGUAUGCGCCAAGACAGAAAAUAUU